Messenger RNA from Paramuricea clavata, 3797 nucleotides. Lineage: Eukaryota; Metazoa; Cnidaria; Anthozoa; Malacalcyonacea; Plexauridae. The record is from the annotation of a GenBank genome assembly.
UUCGUCUGUGACGUCACGAAAGUCAAACCCAAACACAUCUCUUUCCUCGGGAUAUCAAAACUGUAUAUUGUUCUGCUUUUUUCUUUAUUUCUACACUUCGCACAAUAAUAAACAGUAAACAUGUCAAAGACCAAGGAGAAACAGACCGGACUUCAUAAAGUUAUUAUGGUUGGAAGCGGCGGUGUUGGAAAAUCUGCGCUCACUUUACAGUUCAUGUACGAUGAAGUAAGUCAUGAGUGUGGAAGACUCCACCCUCCGAGAGAAAUAUUUUCUCAAAUAUCUUGUCAUUUAUCCAAUCCUUCGUUUAAUAAUCUUUAAAAUUAGUACAAAUAUACCCUAUAGAAACAUUCAUGCCGUACAUUUUGUACGUUUUGUUUAAGUUAGCAAUAUUUUUGUUCUCGAAUGUGUCACAACUUGUCAACUUGUAUAUGUCGAUUUCAUCUGUCGAAAUCAAGCUUUCUGUCUGUAUUUUCUAAUCCUAUUUAUUCUGUAGUUUGUUGAGGACUAUGAGCCGACGAAAGCGGAUAGUUAUCGAAAGAAAAUCAUGUUGGAUGGCGAAGAAUGUCAAAUUGACAUCCUAGACACAGCAGGACAAGAGGAUUACGCUGCUAUUCGUGACAACUAUUUUCGUAGUGGCGAAGGAUUCUUAUGUGUAUUUUCCAUAACAGAAACUGAAUCUUUUCAAGCCACGGGCGAUUUUCGAGAACAAAUACUUCGUGUGAAAGGUGAUGAAAACAUCCCGUUCUUGCUGGUUGGCAACAAGGCAGACUUGGCAGACAAACGUCAAGUAACACAAGAAGUUGCAAAUGCCAAGGCUGAGGAGUGGAAGGUCCCAUAUGUUGAAACAUCAGCUAAAACUAAAGAAAAUGUCGAUAAAGUGUUUUAUGAUCUCAUGCGAGAAAUCCGCUCACGGAAAAUGGAAGACGGUAGCAAGUCGGCAAGUAAACCGAAGAAGGGUAAAAAGAGGAAAUGUACUAUUCUGUGAGAAAAUGGUUUGGGUAACUAUACUGGUAUAAUAUGCUCAUUGAGUAUUGAACAUUGGCCAAUACUCACAGCUUAGUAACAUAGAUAUUUAAAUUGAAAUAACUCAUUGAAUUUGCUUCAAACGCUGGAUCCGAGAGAUAAGAUGAUUGUAAAGGGACAAAAUACUUAUGUAGAGUUUAAGAGGUGUCUAUCAGAAAUUAAAUUACAAUACACAACACAGCUGUCUGCAAGGUGCAUAUAUGUACUGAAAAAAAUAUAUUGAUAUUUGCAGACAGGUGUGUUGGAUGUUAGCACAAAAUUAGUUUCCUUUGCUGGACAAUGGGCUUAGAUAAUUAGUCUACCUUAUUUACCAUUUUUGAAAUUCAUGUAUAGUUUAACUGUUUAAGUAGCAGACACACACAAAAUAUUUGGCCACAGUUAUCAAUGCCAUAUUUCAAGAGAGACGAUUGUAGGCCUGGGGUAAGCACAGUCAUGCACUCAACUCUUUAAAGGCUGAUUUACACUACACAACUUUUGCCUAAAACAAUUUGGGUUGCAAUGUGUUAUUCAACACACGACGUGCCUACUGAGUACUGUACAUUGUUGUAUGUGAGUUGUGUGCUUGAUUUACAUGAUACAACUCAACUUGUGAGCAGGUUGCAUGUGACAGUUGGCAAAAGCUACAGGUGGAAUGUAAUUGUGGCCAAACAAGAAUGCAAGUCAUCACAAGGUUGAACUUUCUGAGGCAUGGAAAAGAGGAAAUGAGUGGUUCACAUAAAACAAUGUUUGGAAAAAGUAAAUUUGUUACUGUCAUUGCAAUAGAAGUGUUGAUAAAAUAUCGCAUCAAUUCAUUACUUAGAGCUGAUCAAUUCAUUUGUUGAAAAAUUGAUCAACUUCCUGUGUGUUUGAAUCAACCAAUGGCUUUACGUUUCAGUGACUGAUUGACCAUUUGGGAACAAGCAUGCCAGUAAACAGGAAGUUGAGCAAUUUUUGAUCAAAUGAAUUGAUCAAUGUUAGGUAAUGAAUUGGUGCAAUAUUUUAUCAACACUUCGAUUGCAACGACGGUAAAAGUAUUUAUACAGCAAGGAUAUCUGUAUCACAAACAGAUCACAUUGCUUUUCACAAAACACUUGUAUUUCACAUUCCAGUGUUUCUUUAUUCAAUGAUUUGUUCCCUUUUCUACACUUCAGGUGUUAACAUUUGCGAUGAUUGGUGCAUCAGUUCAUGCUAUAUACUUCCUGAUUUAAUCUCACACAAUGCAACCAGGCCCUGUCUGCCAUUUUUGGGUGGCAAAUUGGUCCGAAACUGAGGAUAUUUCACUAAAUUCACUCCUUGCCUUGUCACCUACUUUUCCUGUGCAGUUUGCCCACAAAAAUGGUGGACAAGGCCUGGUCUCAGCAGGAGAAAAAGUUGAUUAUGGUUGAUUAGUGAUAACAUGCCAAAAUAGACUGAUUCAAAAUGAUUUUAAUUAAGCCUAACCAUACCUUUGCUAAUUAUUGCAGGACUAUGAAGUAUCAUCUUUAUAGCCUUGACGCAUGGUUAAUAGUGUAAACAUUUUUCUGAAGACUGUCAGGGUUAAGGGGAUGUAUACAUUAUACCCCUAGUUCUAUCUACAAGGAAAUCCAAAGGGUCCAUUCAUUUAUAAGAUUGAUUAAUUACUACAGAGCUAAAUACAAAGAGAGCUAACUGCAUCUUCCCCAAUAAUUUGCCACAUUUGAAAUAUGGGUAUGUGUGAUAUUUUCAUAACUGCAAUUUCCCUGCAAACUUUAUUAUGUUUUGCACAAGCUAUAAUUCUAUUUGAGCAUAUUGAACAUGAAUUAAUAUUUAUAUCCUAGUGUUAUUAAUGUUUGUGCAAACAAUUUUGACAUAAUAGAUAUACUGGCAUUGACCCAGUAGUAGUAGUUCCAUACUUUAAAUCUAUUUUUUUCAAACAUUAAAUCAUCAUGUUCAAACACUGUGAAUAUGAUAAAACCUAACUGUGGUCACCAGUGUAGAUGGUACUACUACCUGAAAAAUAUAAACAGAACUUUGACAUUUCGACCGGAGGCAUACCCGCAUACCCCCACUUUUCUUAACGUUUUCAUCUAUGACAUAUAUAAAAUAUACCAAAUCUGUGGUUUUCAGAUUAUCUGUUAUUUCAGAAAACGUGGCUAAAGCCUGGUUCACAUUAGCAAUUUUGUCGGCGAUUUUGUGUUUCUGACGGAUGAAAAUGAGUGAAGUCGCACACAACAAAAGUAUAGAGUCGCUUUUCAGAAGUAAACAAGUUCAGCUAGUGUGAACCGAAGGGAGUAUGCCCCCACCGGACGAUUGCCCCCCCUGAUAUUUUCCAAUUUUUACAAAAUUUCGCAGUUAAUAUGAUAAAAUAAUUGGCAUUCCAUACUCGACUGAAACUUUGACAAUCAAAUAUGAUGGGAUUUUAAUUUUUGGGAUGGGAUUUUUACAUCGGUCCCCUGGGUUAAUUUGAGGACAUGUUUUCAAUUGUUUAGUUCAUUAUGAACAUUCCCAAAACACAAAACACACUUGAGUAAAUAAUAAUAUGUAUUAUUUUGAAAAUGUUUUUAUUUUCUGAAGACAAGUGGGCACAGCUUGCUAGCGCACCUGCAAACCUGAUACUCGGGGUUUUCACUUGGGGAGUACCUACUACUGAAGCUGUUAAUGUAUAUUAUUUUUUUUCAUAAUAGUGUGUAUCAGUUGUUAAUUUAAAUCAAGUUCUCAUAUAUUAGUUGUGCACCUUAAUAUUACUAUAUUUUAUAUCAGGUCUUGAAACCAAUUGUACUUUAUUCUAUUCCAAAAAUAUAAAUUAUGUGACAAGAAUAAAUCCUUCAAUAUUAUAC